Messenger RNA from Gongylonema pulchrum, 1200 nucleotides. The record is from the annotation of a GenBank genome assembly. NCBI's taxonomy places the organism in Eukaryota, Metazoa, Nematoda, Chromadorea, Rhabditida, Gongylonematidae.
AUGAACAAUAAGAAGAAGGAGGAAGAGGCAAUGGAAAAAAUGCGAAUUAUAAGAAUGCGCGAGCAACAAAUUGAAGCGCUGAAGCAGCAGCAACGGAUGCCGCCAUGGUCGCCUUAUCGCACCAGAAGAUAUUGCAGUCGUAUGCAAAAGCAGCCGUUGGUACGCGCAGUGUCUUCUAAGGAUAUUGCUAGUACGUCAAGAAAUUCACCGUCUCAUCAGGAAAAAGAGCAUUUUCGCGGAAAACGAGAAAGCAGUGCUAGCGGAAAGCAAGAUAUUUCGAAAAAAAGGCAAAAGUUCGAUCAGAUAGAGGUUUGUGAAACAAAAAGAAGCACUACUCGGAAAAUGAGCUCCAAGAGCGAACAGACUGCAGCCACGGAAAUGGAAGGCAUGGGUACUGCACAAGCCCUGGCAACCGAAGUAGCAUGUUCAAAUGCACUGCAGUUUGAACAGGCAUCUACAUAUCUGCAUUACGAAAAAACGGCAAUGCAAAAGAAUCUGCGUAGCAAAGAAGGUUCACUGAGCAGAUCAGAGGAAAUCACCGAGAAAAAUGAUAUCAUAUCAAAGGGAAUGCCUACAAUGACAAAGGCCAGGCAUUCUAGUCAUCUGCUGGUGAAAUCCAUAACCAAUCUAUCAAAAAAUCAUGCAAUGGCAAGGCGUGCGCUGUCACUCACUACGCAGCUAAAGAAAUCGGUGCAAAGUGGCGCACACGGUGACGUCGUAGCGGAGUCUUCGGCAGACAUUAAGGCGGAAAAAUGUGCGGAGGAUAAGGAGAAUACGAAUAAUGGUUCUGGUCAAAAUAUGGAAGAUACUGCAAAAAAUCAAGCGCCGAAAAGCAUGGAUGUAUCACGUGCAAGUGAUUCAUUGAAGAGUACUAGCAAUAACUACAACAUCAAUGACUUGUCUUCACAAGAUGAAACGGACGAUGAAACACAGCCGCGCAAACCAAUCCCACUCUGGGCACAAGAUGAAACGUUAAAACAAGCUUUGGUGAAGCAGAUAUUACAUCCGUGCAUCGAUGUUGAUACUUUUUUUGGACCGGUGCAACCGCCAAAUCUCACUGCUAUCUUUUCGAGGGAUUGCAGCCGGUACACGAAAAGAAGUUCGUCGGCGCAGUGGACGUCACCAAUGAGCAACCCGAGACCCGGAAGGAGUAGAUAUGUCGAACUGCUGAAAGAAAAAAAGCUCGCCGAAUUGCUGUAA